UGGUUAGGAAGUGGGCUAAGUGAUUACAUCCGAGCCAACCACUUAGCAACCACCUCGGUGAUCCAAGUUCUCCCCAGGGCGGUGCGGGGGUGAGAACCUGGGCGGCCGAGGGGAAGGCGGGGCGCUCAGCACUUCGCUGGGCGCGGGAGGCCUGGGCCCCACGCCGCGAAGCAGGCGCUCGGACCUCGAUCCACGGACCUCGAGCCUCGGUGCUGAGUCCUCGGAUCUACGGCCUCGGGCCUCGAUCUUGGUACCUCGAUCUUGCAGACUCGAUCCUCGGGCCUUGCCUCUCGGCGGCCCUCGGCGUCCCGCCCGGGGAUGGCCGCGCUGCUGGCGCCGGCACCGGUGCUUUCGCGGGGGCUGCUCUCGUUCGCGCUCGGGCAGCUGGUGUCCCUGCUGAUCACGGGCUCGAGCGUAUGUUCGACGCUGCUGGCGAACGGGGGGAUCGACGUCCCGGUGACGCAGUCCACCUAAACUACCUGGCGCUGUCUCUGCACCUGCCGUUGGCGCUGCGGGGAGGGAGGCCAUUGGCGGCACCUUCGUGGCAGUACGCCUUGUGGGCUUUCUGCGACGUGGAGGCGAACUACCUGGUCGUGGCGGCGUUCCAGUACACCUCCAUCGUGUCGGUCACUCUGCUGGACUGCUUUGCAAUACCGAGCGCCAUUGCCUGUUCAUUCUUUAUCCUCCGCGUGCGCUACGGCCCGCGCCACGUCGCAGCGUGCUGCGUCUGCGUAGCAGGACUUGCCACCGCCGUGUUCUCCGACGUAGUUGUUGGGAGGGUUGGCCCUAGUCCGAGGGGGCCGGCGUGGAUUGGCGAUGUUUUGGUUUUGUGUGGUGCUAGUCUGUACGGGCUGUCCAACGUGAUGCAGGAGCGGCUGCUGAAGGGCGGCUGCAGCCGUCCAGAGGCACUGGGGAUGCUGGGCGCUUGGGGGUCCGCGAUCUCGUUCGUGCAGGCGGUGGCCCUGGAGCGCGGGGCCCUGGCGCGGAGCAACUGGAACGUACCAGCCUGGAAACUAUCCCAAUACAUACGACUGGCAUCGCCUUAUCACGAUGCCGAUCUUAGGAAUCCCGUCAGUUUCUGAGGGCGCAUCCUUAAGAUUGUCAUCGCAUGUUGGCUUGUCGAUCUUGGGGAAGGGGAUGAGCUCGAGGCUGGUUAGGAAUUCCCAGACGGUGGCAUGCUUCUUCGGCUACCAGCUCUGCAUGUGCGCCGUCUACGUGCUGACAAGCCUCUUCUUCACGAUGGCGGACGCCGCCCUGUUCAACCUGUCGCUGCUGACCAGCGAUUUCUACAGCGCGCUGUUCGCGUGGCAGGUGCAGCACGGGAGGAUGUCGUGGUUGUACGGUGUGGCGUUCUGCCUGUCACUGGGAGGGCUCGGCAUCUAUCCAGCUGCCUGCGGCAAACCCUGCCACCGCGCUAGGGCAGCAGCGAAGCUUGCAUGAUUUGGAG
Prorocentrum cordatum is the source of this 1447-nucleotide messenger RNA. Lineage: Eukaryota; Dinophyceae; Prorocentrales; Prorocentraceae. The record is from the annotation of a GenBank genome assembly.